Molecule: messenger RNA, 2946 nt
Organism: Hypanus sabinus (Atlantic stingray)
Lineage: Eukaryota; Metazoa; Chordata; Chondrichthyes; Myliobatiformes; Dasyatidae
Gene: pou2af3
Product: lnc RNA pou2af1
Exons: 4
Coding region: 2119-2946 (275 amino acids)
Cellular component (GO): cytoplasm
Molecular function (GO): DNA binding; POU domain binding
Source: RefSeq, a predicted model, not a curated record
AAGAAUCAACUUUAUUCACUAUAUACAGUAUAUUUACAUGUAUUAAGCUUCUCCAUGAUCAUCACCUUGUCAUGAUGGAGAGGCUUGAGAGUUCCUGAGAUCGAUGCUGUCUGGACGUUAGCUAUCUUGAGCUUAGCUCCUGGUAGGGUCACCCAUGGUGGUGAGCUCAAGGGGGAAGCUCCAGACAAAGAACAAUCAAACUAAGACCUCAAUAGUAGAGCUGGUGGAAGACGAUGAUGACACAUCACAGCAGCAGUGAAGAGUCCCCGGUUGUUUUGCAUUCUAAGCCACAGGACCAUGACUGUGAUUUGUGCAUUCAGCCUCCACACGUUAAAUAAAGUUACGCACAGGUGUUCUCCAAUAAAAGAAUACGAGGAUCCUGGAUCAGCCACCUGAGGACCCACCAAUAGACAAUCUCUGAGGAGAACAUUGUACUCAUACUUGCACUACAUGCAUUAGGAAUUUGCUGUGCUGUGUUGUGUUAGCGCACCAUGCGGCAGAAACAAUUGUAAAGAAUUAUAUAAAAAUACGUUAGAGGUUAAAGAACGGAUAUGGAAUAAAAUAUGCAUAAAUACCAGUAUGUAUUGACAAUGUAAACAGCAUUAUAAAAAAUGGUUUGAAGUAUUUACAGUGCAGUGAUAGGGUGAUAGAUGGGGGGGGUGGGGGGGUGGAUAACUAGAUAGUUUGAUUCUAUAUGGCUUCUGUACCUCCUGUCCUCUUCUCAUUGCUACCAUCAGAGCGGAGGUACAGGAGCCUGAAGACACGCACUUAAAUGUUUUAGGAACAGUUUCUUUCCCUCUUCUGUCAAAUUUUGAAUGGGCAAUGAACCAAUGCAUGAACACUACUACCUUGUUUGCUCUCUUCUUGCACUAUGUAUUUAAUUUUACAUAUUUCUUAAUGUAAUUUAUAGAUUUUUUAAUGUAUUGCACUACACUGCUGCCACAAAAUAACAUUUCAUGACAUGUACCAAUGAUAUUAAACCUGAUUUUGAUCAGAUUACCUGCCUGGGUGUGAAAUUUUAGCUUUAAUAGCCCUUUUCAAUAAUUAUCUCUCAACUAACAUCACCAAGUAAAUUAUCUGGUCACUUUUCUUAUUGUGGAACAUGGCAAGGUGCAAUUUAGUUUCUCCACAACAAAACAGUGAGAGCACAAACUAUUUUGAGACUUUUCCUGAAGAAGUAAAAAUUAUUGCUUUUUGUAAUUUAUGGAUCAUUGCUAGCAUAUUUUUGUUCCAAUUUUCUAACAGCUAUUUACAUUUAAUAUUUAUUCUGAUCAAUAAAAAUUGAUUGAAUCAAACUGUAUAUCUUACCAUAAAUAUUUACAUUUCAGAACAGAAUUAUUUUAAUUUGAUAAUAUAUCUCAUAUCUUUUAAAUUUCCCCAUCUAUUAAAAGAGAUAGUGUACUGAAGAGUACACACAAGUUAGUCAGAAUAAAGAUCAUCAGUCCUAUUACCCUCCCAUUAGUACUCAGCUGUUUUCCAGUGACUGACCCGACAAAAUGGGAAAAGUUGAUGGACAAUUCCCUGUUUCUUGGCAGUGUCAAAAAUACUUGUUUCUUCACUCUGCAGCCGACUCAUUUUCUCAAAUUCGAAAACAACUUUGAAAGCACCUAAAAAAUAUAAAUCACUUAUUUUCUUUAUUUUAUUUUUAUUUAAAGCUCCAGCAUGUCAACGCCCUAUUGGCCCAAUGAGACUGUUCCAGGCAGUUACACUCAUGUGACCAAUUAAUCUAUUAACCCAUACAUGUUUGGAAUGUGGGAAGAAGCCAGAGCAACUGGAGGAGACCCACCUGGUCAUGGGGAGAACAUUCCUUACAAACAGUCGUGGAAUUGAACCAGAGUCAUUGGUGCUGUAACUGUUAUUGUGCGCUGUCAUGCCACCCAUUCUGUUUGUUUAUUUCUGGCCCCAUGAGCUGUGCUGUCCAGCAACCCCACCCCCCAAUUUAACCCGUGCCUAAUCAUGGGACAAUUUACAAUGACCAAUUAACCUACUGAAUUGUAGGUCUUUGGACUGUAGGAGGAAACCGAAGCACCCAGAGGAAACCUUACUUUCUUAAACUGAAAUCAACGAACAUUUAUUCAUAUUUAAAAGGACAAGCCAUGUGACUAAGACUUAAAAAAAAUGCUCACCAUACUGGCAUUUCUAUGGAUGCUGACUGUCCCACUGAGCAAUUCCAACAUUUUCAAGUCAGUGCAGAAUUUGUCAUGCAGAAAUUAUGUGUCUGGUCACAAAUGUUAUAAUCUCAUGUCAAUUUCUUCAGCAGAGAAACAGAAGGUUUAUCAAGGAGUGAGGGUGAAGAUCACAGUGAAAGAGCUCUUGCAGCAGAGAAGGGCACUUCAAGCAGCAGCUGCAAUAACCACCACAACACUUACCACAGGCAACAAUCCACAGGUCGCUGAACCAGUCGUUCCCUCGUAUUCAGCUCCCCAGUAUGCUUACCCUCCACCUAACGGUUGUGAAUCCAGUUUUUACCAGAUCCACCAGUUCCCAGAGAACGGCGCGAACCCGAUCUUCUAUGACGAGGCGUGCCCGCCUGACCUCUGCGCUGACAACUCUUACAACCCGUACAAUAACGGUCUCUGCAGCCCCCCAGUCAAUUACCAGACACCCGCCCACUACAAUCACUCAGCUGUGAUUUCAGGAUCUCCUACAUAUGCUUCAGUGGAUUAUGAAUAUUCUAGCCAGCGCGUUGCAUUGUCUGCCCAAGACUUCUGUCAGUCUUCACACUUGGAACCUAAGUCCUUUUAUCCAACUUCUGAAGAGUAUUUCACUCACCAACACUACAGCUGCACAUCAGCCAUCUGUUCCAUUUUUUCCUACAUGCCAGACAACAUGGAAAUGGGCCCUAUGUCUGAAAACGGGUCCUUUCCAGAGUACAAAGACUAUUCGACUGGAUUGCUCACAGAGGAUAUUUGGAGAGGAAAUCUAAAUGAAUAUUUGGACUACUGA